CUUUUCACCUGAGCAGUAACAAUGGCCAGCGAGGCUCAAAUGCCUCUCUCAUUCACCCUGCGAUAAUUUAUCAAUCUCCUCAAUAAAUACGCAAACCCUACUCCUCCCCAUCAUUCUCCAUCCCUCAACCUUCUUCGCCUCCUCAGAUUCCGUGGUGUUCGCCGCUUGUUAUCCCUUUUUACUGAUUUAGCCGGACGAGGACUCGAUUACGAUCACCGCCGCCGGAAGCGAUGUCGUCGGGAAGAUACAUGGCUUACUCACCGUAUCCCUCCGCCCCUCACUCUCCGCACAUCGGAGCCGCUGGUGGCGGCGGGGUUAUGCGCGCCGCCUCUGUGCUCAUGGAGCAAGAAAAGUACUUAUCAGAGUUGCUGUCUGAACGCAAGAAAAUCGAUCCUUUUGUGGCUGUGCUGCCAACUAGUUAUCGUUUGCUGAAUCAAGAAAUAUUGCGUGUAACUACACUGUUGGAGAAUGCAUCGGUAUUAGAACAAAAUGGGUUUGAACAAGCUAGCCCGUUGGCUUCAGCUGGAAUAUUUACAAAUGGAGGCGCUAACAACAGAUGGCCAUCACCAUUUCAAUCUGAAGUGUCGGGUUUGAUGCAGCCUUCUUCCUCACAUAAUUGGAUCGGCUCUCAUGGUAAGUCGUCAGGUCUUAUUGUCAAGCGACUUGUCAGAAUCGAUGUUCCAGUUGAACAGUAUCCAAAUUACAAUUUUGUCGGUCGCCUCCUUGGGCCUAGGGGAAAUUCUCUUAAACGAGUUGAAGCUGCUACUGGGUGUCGUGUUCUAAUCAGAGGACGUGGAAGUGUAAAGGAUCCAGAAAUGGAAGCGGCAGUAAGGGGAAAACCUGGAUAUGAGCACCUUAACGAGCCUCUUCACGUACUUAUUGAAGCAGAGAUGCCAGUUGAGAUAAUCGAUGCUCGUGUUAGACAAGCACGUGAGAUAAUUGAAGAUUUGCUUAAGCCAAUGGAUGAAUCCCAUGAUUAUUACAAGCAGCAGCAGUUACGUGAACUUGCCGUGCUCAAUGGUUCCCUUCGAGAUGAUGUGUCUCGGAUGUCUGGUUCAGUAUCCCCUUUCAACAGCAGUCUCGGGAUGAAAAGGGCAAAAAUAGGCGGGUGAAUUUUUAUUUUUAAAAUCUGCAGCUUAUGUUUCGUAUGGAAACAUAUAAUCUUCCGAUGAAAAGGGCAGUUUGACUGUGCCUCGAGGGUCUUUUGCUUUUGUGUGCUCGCGUGUUUAAAUAUGUGUUGUGUCGACUGGCCUUAGAGUAGUCUUAUUAUUUUCAUUUAUUAUGCAUCGUUUUAUCGAGAGUUUUUGGUUAUUUUUUAAUUUUGGGGGGUGGAGGUGUAAUUUGUGCAUGAAAAACUGAAAUGGGGUUUGUUUCUUUUGGAAAAAGAAUAAUAAAAAAAAAAGAAUAAAAGAAAAAAAAAAUAAAAACAAAAAAUGGGGGAGAUACUGUUUUCCUCUUCAUCAGUUCAUUGUGUAUUAUCUGUAUUUUUUCAGCUAUGGUAUACAUUCUAUGUGUUGGAUUGUUGUAUUUUGCUGUACUUAUUGUAUUUUUAUGAGUUAAUUACUAUUGUAGACUUGGUAAAAGUGGUGUUAAUUAUACCCACUAAAUGAUGUAACAAGAUAUUAGCAUAUUAUGCAUGGUAAGG
Molecule: messenger RNA, 1645 nt
Organism: Striga asiatica
Lineage: Eukaryota; Viridiplantae; Streptophyta; Magnoliopsida; Lamiales; Orobanchaceae
Source: the annotation of a GenBank genome assembly